AUCUAAUUCCCUUGAUUCUACCUCUCUAUUUUUGGUUAAGAUAUUCUUGACACUCCCCCUCAAGUUAAGUAAUGGCAUUUCCGAUACUUAACUUGUCCAGAACUUCUCUGAAGACUUUUGUGUUUACAGCCUUAGUCAAUAUGUCAGCCAACUGUUCCUCCGAUCGUAUGAAAGGAAGUUCAAUGAUCCCACUAUCAAGCUUCUCUUUGAUGAAAUGCCGAUCGAUCUCCACGUGUUUGGUCCUGUCGUGUUGUACGGGAUUUUCAGAUAUACUAAUCGCAGCUUUAUUGUCACAGAAGAGCCGACUUCCCCUUCUUGGAGGAAAGCCAAUCUCUGUGAGCAAUCUCCGAAGCCACAGGAUUUCAGUUAUCCCACUUUUUACUCCUCUGAAUUCUGCCUCUGCACUUGAUAGGGCCACUACUUUCUGUUUUUUGCUUCUCCAUGUGACCAAGUUUCCUCCAACGAAGAUACCGGACAAUUCUCAAAGCUGCCUCCAUAUGCUCCUUCUGGGGUUUGUGCAUAAACUGACUUACUAUUCCAACUGCAUACGUGAUGUCGGGCCGUGUAUGGGAGAGAUAGAUGAGUUUCCCAACAAGGCGCUGGUAUUUUCCUUGAUCUGUUAAGUCAGCUCCCUCAACAAUUGUUAAUCCAUGAUUUAUCACAAUCGGUGUUUCUGCAGGUUUACACUCGAGUA
This is a messenger RNA of Salvia miltiorrhiza (redroot sage), 694 nucleotides long. RefSeq lists its product as uncharacterized. Lineage: Eukaryota; Viridiplantae; Streptophyta; Magnoliopsida; Lamiales; Lamiaceae. The record is from RefSeq and is a predicted model, not a curated record. Bases 72 to 623 code for a protein of 183 amino acids. The transcript is spliced from 2 exons.